AUCACAGGCUUAGCGGCCAAUUUGUCGAGUAGACGUGCAUAAAAAGUGUUCUCUUCGUCUACAAUAAGCUCACCCACAAAAUGCCUUCCAUUCUGCUUUUGGGUUCUGGAUUCGUCGCUCAUCCUACGUUGGCCUACUUGGCCCGCCGUAAGGAAAACCAAAUCACCGUUGCUUGCCGUACGCAGGCCAAGGCUCAAGCCUUUGUCGGUGACAUUCCUAACGCCAAGGCUAUUGCUUUGGAUGUCUCGGAUGAGGCUGCUCUCGAGAAGGCUGUUUCUCAACACGACCUUGUCAUCAGCUUGAUUCCUUACACCUACCAUGCUGCCGUUAUGAAGGCUGCCAUCAAGUUCGGCAAGCAUGUCUGCACUACGAGUUACGUUAACCCCCAAAUGGCCGAGCUCGAGGAGGCUGCUAAGAAGGCCGGCUCCAUUUGCAUGAAUGAGAUUGGUGUUGACCCCGGUUUGGACCACUUGUACGCCAUCAAGACCAUUUCCGAGGUUCACAACGAGGGUGGCAAGAUCAAGUCUUUCCUCUCCUACUGUGGUGGCCUUCCCGCUCCCGAGGACUCCAACAACCCUCUUGGAUACAAGUUCUCCUGGUCCUCUCGUGGUGUCUUGCUUGCUCUCCGUAACAGCGCCAAGUUCUACAAGGAUGGUAAGCUUGUCACCAUUGACGGUCCCGAUUUGAUGGACUCUGCUAAGCCCUACUUCAUCUACCCUGGCUACGCUUUCGUCUGCUACCCCAACCGUGACUCUACCGUCUACAAGGAGCGCUACGACAUCCCAGAGGCCGAGACUGUCAUUCGUGGUACCCUUCGUUACCAAGGUUUCCCCGAGUUCGUCCACUGCCUUGUGGACAUGGGUUUCUUGGAUGACACUCCUCGUGACUUCUUGAACCCCAGUGAGCCCGGUAUGCCCUGGAAGGAGGUUGUUGCCAAGGUCAUUGGCGCUCCCUCUUCCUCUGAGGCCGAUUUGGUCAAGACUAUUGUUGCCAAGCACACUUUCAAGGACGAGGAUGACAAGAAGCGUAUCAUCAACGGUCUCAAGUGGCUUCACAUGUUCUCUGCCAAGCCCGUCACUCCCCGUGGCAACCCUCUUGACACUCUCUGUGCCACUCUCGAAGAGCUUAUGCAAUUCGGUGAGGGAGAGCGUGACAUGCUUAUCUUGCAACACAAGUUCGAGAUUGAGACCAAGGAGGGCAAGAAGCAAACUCGUACUUGCACCAUCUUGGACUACGGCCACCCUGACGGCUACACCUCUAUGGCCCGUUUGGUUGGUAUCCCCUGUGGUGUUGCUUCUCAACAAAUUUUGGACGGUGUCAUCAACACUCCUGGUGUUCUUGCCCCUAAUGACAUGGCCAUGUGCCAACCUUUGAUUGAUGACCUUGCCAAGGAGGGCAUCAAGCUUGAGGAGGAAAUCAUUGACGAAGAGUAAAUUAUUACUCUCCCAGUGAAAUAACAAAUAACUAAAAUGCAGUUGAAAAAUGCAAAGUUGUUGAUCGAAGUAUUACUUAUGUCUGUAUGAUUUGCGUCUGGUUUGUUCAUAACUCAUGUUUCACUUGGAUGAGAAAUACCGCUCAGUGCAUUUUUUGUUACUUUCAAACAACAAUUACGCUUACCUUGGGAUCUCGUUGCUGACCAACUCGUAUGCCUUCCAAUCGCUAUUCCGUCUUCCGUACUAUAGAGUUAAUAUUGGACAUUUUCAUCUAAUUAAAAAUGAAGCUGUACCGUACGAAAAAAGAAACAAGAAAAUACAGGGUCUACUGGAAGAAAGUACUAAUAAAUGGGAAAGGGAAGCAAUGUGCGUGAACUGGUGCGGGAAAUUAAGGACGUGCCGUACUGUCUUUUCCACCCUGGGCAUCGUAUUUCUGAUGUAAAACGUGUUCCAAUUCAUCCACUCGUUGCUGCCGAAUGUCCUGUUGUUCUCGCCGGUCCAUCUGCCACCAUAAUAAGUGAAGUCCGUAGUAAGAAACCAGUGAGAAUAGCACGACCUUGGCGAUAGGCCGAGCAAAGUUUCGGUAGUACAUAACAUGUGGCGAUGGUUCUCUAGGUGAACCACCAGCGCUGUUUGUGUUCCACCGCUGUUGAAAUAAGCGAAAACGCGGACGGAAAAGUCCUUGGUUGCCUAAUAAACCCAUUCGCAAUACCAUUGCUCGUGUACACGAAUACAAUGAGUGUGUAAAGUUGUACGGGAUUCAAAGGGGUGUGCACAAAUCUUUGUCCGCUUGUAUGUAACGCGGUGCAGGAUAAGCGCGUUAAGUAGGAAAGGAAAUGAAUAAACACAGUUGAUGAAAUGGGAAAAGUAAAUUGCAGGAGAUGUAUGUGGCAGGCAAUGUGACGCAGUGCACGAAGUCGCAGACGGCAAUGAGUUAACAAUGUCCUUAAAAUAUGGACUUUGUUAAGAUGCGACAGCCAAAAAGCCCCAUGCUGCACUAGAUCAAACACCGUCUAUAUAUAAUGGAAGAAUACGCACUCGGUUCUUCCUCACUGGAAACGUUCUUAAAAGCCAAGAAUAUGCAUAAUUAGAGCGCCAACGGUAACAACAACGAAGAAAGACAGCACUGUCGCAGGUAUACCAGCGCGUAAGAAAUCUUUCACAGAAAGGUACCGUUCACCCACCUCGUUUUCCAUCAUGAUAGCCGUCAUGUUGGGGAAACCACUAGUGGGAAGAGCCAUUGCAAUUGAACACAUGAGUCCAGCAGCCAUGACGAAAAGUCUUGGAUGGGGAUCCUCAAGACGACUGCCAACUUCGUAAAUAAUGGGCAGGACAAUCAUCGCUGCAACCAUGUGCGAGACGAAAGUUGCAACCACAAUAGUAAGACCGGAGAAGACAAGCAAGACCGUAUAUGUACCCAUAGUUUGGAUUUGUUUGCCAAUCUCCGUGGCAAUUAAUUCAAGCAAUCCCGAGGAGGAGACAGCCUAUAUUAAGGUUAGCAAAUAAAUCUAAACGCAACGCAUGUUUUCUCUUACCUUUCCUAAAGCAACACCACCCAUGCCAAGUACGAUAACUGUCCACAAAAAGUUAUUGAAAUCUUCCUUCGUAAGCAGACCAGUACCGAAGAACACAAGGAUGGGAAGCAGUGCAAUGACACCCAUGUCACCAAACACGUCGUCGAAACGACGCUCAAGACACCAUAAAAUGAUAGUGACGCAGGUAACGCCAACGAUGAAUGACUGUGUGCGUGUGAACUUGUCACGGGUUUGACGAACGGCAGCCAAAACAAGAUGUUCUUGCUUGAAAAGCACGAAGGCAAGCAAAAACCACACGCCCAGAACACAAAUCGUGCAAACCGGCAAUGAAACAGCAAACCACUGUCCCCAACCCGGAGCCGGAUCCAUGUUUUGCAAGGCGACAAUGUUUUGCGGAGACGCGAUUGGAGACGCCAUACCACCGAUAUUGGACGCGAGGGCAAUUCCCAAAAUUAAAACUUUCGCAAAGUUCGAUUCAGGUGGGAGAUUGCGCAAAACAGGUUGUGUUAUAGAGAAACAAAGCACUGGAGCGGCAACGUUGCUAAUCCACAUGCUUGCUCCCAUGGCUACAAACAUAUUCAUGAGCAGUACAUUCCGGGGCUUCCGACCAACGCGAGAGAGAAUAGCCGUAGCCAUGCGCUUUGCAAUAUGGUAUUUGCUGAGUGCGGCAGCCAGUGUAAAACCACCAAGAAGCAAAACAAUUGUAGGAUUCCACAUAGAAGCAAAGAUAACUCGAGCAGAGUCUUUGCCUGACAAACGAGAACCG
Messenger RNA from Schizosaccharomyces japonicus yFS275, 3734 nucleotides. RefSeq names its product saccharopine dehydrogenase. Gene Ontology annotation, molecular function: saccharopine dehydrogenase (NADP+, L-glutamate-forming) activity. The record is from RefSeq and is a predicted model, not a curated record. Gene Ontology annotation, biological process: L-lysine biosynthetic process. Lineage: Eukaryota; Fungi; Ascomycota; Schizosaccharomycetes; Schizosaccharomycetales; Schizosaccharomycetaceae. Bases 81 to 1433 code for a protein of 450 amino acids. The transcript has a single exon.